AUGGCAUCAAGCGAAUGCCUGUCUUUUCUGUUGAGGAAUGUGUGGGAUGCCUCGACGACCCCAUUCCGCAGCGGGGGCGGUGGUCAUCUGGUGGUUCAUUUCCCUAACCGGGAUCUCCGAAGACAUCCACGUGAGGAAAAACUCGGCAUUCGAGAGAACGAAAACAGAGCCACACGCGUCGAAAAGGCGUCCUUGUCAUUUCCCGGACAGUUUCUUAUCAUAAACCUGAGCGGCGAAGAGGAUUUGGAAGAAAAGCUAGACAUCUUGGUCGCGAGCUCGUGUCCGAGCUCCAGUUGGUCACCCGCGAGGCUGCGGGUUCUGAAGAUCCACCUUCUCCGCUCUCUUCUAAUAAAUUUGAAUUUUCUCCGUCCUCCGAUCCUCCCUCUUCUUCUUCAGCCGGAAUGGGCCUUUCAACAUUGGCUACAAACUACGGAGCGGCAGUCUACACGGCAGCAUUCGCGUUCUCUGCACCAACCAAGGGCCGGUGCGAGAGUUCAUCAACGUGGCAUCUGCGUUGGGUCCUCGGCCUUCCCUCCGUUGGAGUGUGUCAUGCUCUCGCUCCUGUCUUGGCGAUCGUUGCUCUUUUCCUCCGUUGAGGUCGGUGCUGCCCACGCUUUGGGCAUCCACCCCUCUGUCGCGGAGACUGCGUCUGCAACUUUACUUGCAAGCGUCGUUGCAAAAGAAACACGAACGAGCAGUCCCGGUAUCAACGUAUCGGAUUCCUUGUGCCCGGGUGCGGAGCGAUGGCGCACGCCCUCGAGAGUACAGCAGGAAACAGAUGGGUACUCCGUGGUGGUGAAACACCGUGGCGACGAGGGCACACGAAUGCGGCUUCCCACCACACGAAAAAAGGACGCUAAUGCCAAAGCACAGACGACUAGUAGUGCUUCAUGUUGUAACCUUCCGUCGGCGGUCCACGACAUUCUUUCCUCUGCUGCCGUACCAGGGACAAGUCAUGCGUUGCCCGCAUCUCUUUGCCCCCGUGUGGCUCUCAUGAGAGCUAUCGCCUACUGGUAUUGUCUAGAGCAGCUGCAGCUUCCGGAUCCGUGGCCUUCGUCUGCCGACGCCGACGCGGGGAGGGACCGCUGGAUGAGGCCGGGAAAACCGGCCGUUUCUGCGUCGCUGCCGGAGCAGGUUUCCUUCCUGGGUACGCCCGUAAGCGACACGUUUUCCCUGUCAUUAGUAGGGAGUCCCAGCACUGGGUCAACCGCUGCGGCACGGGGCUUCACCCGUGAGGGGCUUAGCGGGACAGAGGAAAACGGAACCGGUCACAGUGCUUUCGGCAUGGCUUUAGAGGCCUUGCCAGUCUGUCGUAGCCCCAAUGACGGCUUCUCAGGUGAUUAUGCAGCAUAUGAAAAUGCAGCGGGGAUCUACAGAGGCCGGUUUCGCGCUCGAGAGAGGAACACCCCGAGCUGCGGGAGCCGCUUGUUGAAACAGCUUCAGGAUUCUUUCGACUCUGCCAUGAUAGCCGUCCUAGAGCGGCAGCACGAGUCUCUUGUUCAGCUUCGAGAGAGGCAGAGCACCGAAAUGGAGGAAGCAUGUGGACGGAGAGAGGAACACGUGGCGCGGGAAGCGAGUGGUUGUUCUGUCAGUGGACACUCCGUUGGGUGUCCUAUGGCCAGGAGGGGUGUCGGUGCACAGGAGACCGCAACUGUAUUUCCUGAUGCUGCAGCUUCGAAGAAGUCAGACAGAACAAAUGGAAGUGCCGGCGAUUCUGCGGCACCAGAGGAAUAUGCAAAUGGGGCAGAGGAAGCACCAUCGGCGUUGGGCACGCGAGAAACACAGGGAGCACAUACUCUGCACACUUAUCAGGCAGAGAAUGUGGGUCGGAACCAAGCGCCUGCAUUUGGUCAGUCAGUAAAGAAAGUCCUGGGAAUUGCUGGGGACCAGAGCAUCAUCGAUCGAAACCGUGAAGAAGCAGCGGCUGUUGAGGCUCUCGUGCUCCAGCAUGUCAGCGAGUUUGAGUUGCUCGAACUUCACUGGCGAGCUGAGCGAGCUCUACUGAAGCAGCAACAUUUGCAAGAUUUGAAGGAUGUAGCUAUUGACCUCUAUUUGCUGCACAAAGCCGCCCUAGAAGGGCACGACAGUCCCCUGAUUCUUCCGGCACUCCCCUCUGCUCAGGAGAGCGACAUGCUUCCUGCUGACUGGCAUUCACACUACCGGCCAGACAACCAGAACGUGGAUGCAGAUCUUCAACAAAAGGAUACCGAAGGGGCGGCGCAUUAUCGUGGCUCCAAAUCAACAGGGCAAGUCCUUUCAGAAGGUCGACUGGUCGAUAUGAGCAACUGGUGGCGGACCAAGGCUAACGAAGGCAAAGAUGGUCUAGGUGAAAUUGUACCUACAGCCGGGCCCCCAGUGUUCUUUUCCACCCCUGUCACCACGCUUUUGGAGGGCACGCGCUUUCGCCCAACGAAUGCAACGUCCAAGGGAGAGGCCAGUUUAUCGAGAAACGGCUCUCGAGUUAUCGGAGCAUUCUCGGACUCUCUCCCUGGGACAGGGGCAGCUUCGCACGACCACAAUGGUGCUUUCCGAUCUGGUGCGUGGCAACGCCAACCACACACUCUACAUCCCGUGCUGGACAUUGUAACGCCAACGAGCCUUCUCAGACGCUUCAUUGAACACAGAAGGAGGCAGCAGCAAAAGGAUGCACCGCAACGAACACGAAAGAAACUCGAAGAGAGGAGACUCGGCGAACCGCAAGGUGUGUCAGUUUCGUCAUCUCGGUCAAAUGACACUCAGCCUCCCAGGUCGCGGCGUCACAGCUACAGCGACAUCGUAACCAGGUCAGGGCCUGUUUCUCGGGAGGUCGGUGCGCGUCAAUCGCGGUCGUCGAGCUCAGUGCUCGCGGCAGGGAUGCGUCCGGCGCCGUCGUUCAAUCAUAAGGGAGACGGAGGAAAUCUGUCGUCUAGUGGGACAGCGCCAGAAAAACCAAUUGUUUUCACCUCUGUUGUGGAUGUAGAUGCACUUAUGGGUCCGGCGGCGUGGGAAGCAGGCUUACGGAGCUGGCCAGAAGAAAAUCUGUUGAUGAGACUGAAGCAACACGCAGUCGUACCUCUCAUGUUUGGACAUCAGCGAAAGAGAAGCUUUGUUAUCCGAGUUUGCACCGGAAAUGUCACUGACGUCGCCGAACACGCGUCGUCCGCCAAUGCUGCUGGUGGACAAAGGUCCUCAGGUGCUGGAUGGUCUGGCGUCGAAGAACGCAUUCCGAAGAAGCCAGACGAUAGCACUUGCCGUAGCGGCACCGGCGCCUCAAGCUCCGAUAGACUGGAACACUCAUGUGGUGGUGUGGUGGACUACCUUUCUGGCAUGACUGCGGUGUAUGACUACCAUGCGACAGAGUGCCCCUCCCGGGCGGAGUUCUUUUGGGUCGACUCGGUGCGGUCUCCUUUAUACACUCGCCAUUAUUGCUCAGAUGACGUGAUCACUGGCGGGCCAUACCCACCACGCAUAGGCAAGUCAUCGGGCGUUGACCAUGCUGCUGUCAACGCGGGUGUCAGUUCAGUGACUCUCUCACGACAGGUACCUUCCAGCGACCCCGCAAUUCCUACUCCGUUGUCUUCGUCAGCAUAUGCUGGCCAGGCGAACUCUCGCGGACGAGCGUCAAGGCAGGCAGCUUCAGAGACAGAGGACCACCGUGGGGGACAUCUCUUGGCAAGCGCAUCGUCAAGAAAUGGCUGCUCUUCUUUUUCAUUGGUCGGACCGACGCCGUCGCCACUUGUCGCGAUCGUCUUGCCAGUCACGAGCUCCUUAAAACUUCAGGCGCCAGCAUACCAGCAGUGGCGUGCACGAACUGCGGCAGCCAGCGACUUUGUUUUUCCUGGAAUAGAUGAGCAGCACCGAAUGUUGGAUGUCUACCUCAGUCGGCGAAAGGCGGCACAGUUCAAGGAGAGGCAGUUUUGUGGGAUUCUUCCCAGCCAACAGGGAGAUGCGACAGCUGCAGCAGGUCAGCAGGGUGCUGUUCUUUCCGGCCACAAAGCAUCUUCGCCAGCGCUGAAUGUCGGUGAGAUUUUCGUCUCGCGCCAUUCCAACAAUGGCGGCGUCAGUGUAGUCUUCCACUUGGUGGUAUCAGGGACAACUAGCAGUAGAAGGAGCGGAGAGGCAGUAGAUGAAGCGUCGCCACAGCGUUCGCAGCGCAACAUUAAUCAACAGACUGGAUCGCCAUGGGAUAUUACACACGGCGUCGGCCCCACCAAGCAAUCGUCAGGAGUUGAUUCGAAUGGCGGAGAAUCAGGUGUUGGGCAGGCGGAACGUGGUGAAAGAGUUUCGAACACCAGUUUACCAGAGAGGCAGAAAUGGGAUGCCAUCGGGGACUCCAACAAUCUGCCCAAUAAUGAAUCAUGUCUUACUCCCGCUUCAGCUCGGAAGGAGAGGGUCGAGACGAACCAAAUGGAUGAGACGCGCCAAUGGGUGACCGCCAGCGUAGUCGAGCACGACGCCUCGUUGCCGUGUGAACUGCAAUUUGGGUUGAAGGAGAUUUUAAGUGUUUCCAAUACAACUGGGAUACGUACACUGGUGAUGCCCCUGCUAUUGAUGGAGGGUGGUACAGCGGAUUGUUCUCUACCCUUCGCCCAGCUUCAACGGCGUGUGUUCCAGGUGCUGCGGUGUGUGAUAAACGAGCUACGAUCUAUUGCUGACUCCAGCGACCGUAGCCCGCAGCUCAGACAGGUGGUGCUGGUGCUCCCUCAACAAUCGCAGCAGCAUGAAGCGGGCAAGGGCGUAGCAAGGGAAGGGGAUGCGCUGGCAGGAGAUGACGGAGGAGAGUGCAAGGCUCAGGACCAACGUUGGAUCGAUGGCAUUUUGAAAUCUACCAUCAAUUUCAUCAGAAACAGCACACAUUGUUGUACUCUUGUCAAAUGA
Toxoplasma gondii ME49 is the source of this 4857-nucleotide messenger RNA. RefSeq lists its product as hypothetical. The record is from RefSeq and is a predicted model, not a curated record. Gene Ontology annotation, cellular component: cytoplasm. The transcript has a single exon. NCBI's taxonomy places the organism in Eukaryota, Apicomplexa, Conoidasida, Eucoccidiorida, Sarcocystidae. The coding region runs from base 1 to 4857 and encodes 1618 amino acids.